This is a messenger RNA of Cynoglossus semilaevis (tongue sole), 1083 nucleotides long. RefSeq names its product surfactant protein Ba (gene sftpba). Lineage: Eukaryota; Metazoa; Chordata; Actinopteri; Pleuronectiformes; Cynoglossidae. The transcript is spliced from 10 exons. Bases 100 to 999 code for a protein of 299 amino acids. Gene Ontology annotation, cellular component: lysosome. Gene Ontology annotation, biological process: sphingolipid metabolic process. The record is from RefSeq and is a predicted model, not a curated record.
ACCACAACAUUUUUUUGGUGACACCCGCAGGUGUUAAAUACACACUGCACAUGCAGCUGCCUCACAGAUCGCUGACCGACGUCCCGACACCGAGGCACGAUGAAUUCUCUCAGCCACGCGCUGCUGCUCCUCAUCGCUCUGCACGGCUACUGUCUGGCUUCAGCACAGGAGGAGCUUCUGUUUGAUGUGAGAGCUGCAGCUGAGCAAACCUCACCUGGUGAUCAAACCUCACCUGGUGAUCAAACCUCACCUGGUGAUCGAACCUCACCUGGUGAUCAAACCUCACCUGGUGCCAAUCAUACUGGGGACAUCUGCAGGGACUGCACCCAGAUACUGGAACUCCUGGUCAAUCUGAUGGGAGACCCUGACAUGAUGAGAAAAAUGCUCCAGGACGCUGACUUCCUGUGUGACCAACUGCCUGAGAAGGUCGUCUUAUUCUGCAAACAAGGAGCGAACACCCUGCUCCCAGUGUCCAUCCACGUCUUUACUAAUCUUCUGAACCCAGAGAAGGCCUGUGAGAUCCUGGGAGUCUGCAGCUCCUCUGAAGAACAGGACCAGAUCAUGGGCUUCUUAGUGGAGGUGGCGCGUCAGGCUGCCGAGAGGAGCAGAGACGGACACCUCACCACAAAGUGUAGCAUCUGCCGUUUCAUCGUCCAGAAGAUCAACAUGCUGCUGCCCAAGGACAAGGUGGAGGACGCAGUGAUCUGUCUGUUGAAGAAACUCUGUUGUUUCCUGCCCCCCGUCUUCCAACACACGUGUAUUACCUUCACAGACACGAUCACGAGGUCUGUGGUGGACGCCGUCCUGAGCAACUUUAAUCCUAAAACCAUCUGUGAAUUAAUUCGUAUGUGCAUGAAAUCGGACGUUGUUCCAGCAGUGCCCAACGCCUGCACUUUGGCAACGUACAGAUGCAGAGACACCAGGACUGCCCUCAAGUGUGGAACUUACUUCUACUGUCAGAGAUUUGUCUGGAAGCCGACCGUCUACGACAUGAUCUAACAGGGUUGACCAGCGAGACACUCCCAGGAUGAACCGGAUCAAAUGGCUUCUAUUCACAAGGCUGAUUUACUGAGAUCAUUAUGA